Podarcis lilfordi (Lilford's wall lizard) is the source of this 2415-nucleotide messenger RNA. NCBI's taxonomy places the organism in Eukaryota, Metazoa, Chordata, Lepidosauria, Squamata, Lacertidae. The record is from the annotation of a GenBank genome assembly.
CUCUGGCUUUGCUCUCCUCUGGCCUGUGGCCCUGGAAAGGCUGCCUUGGAAGGAUUGCGACCCUCAGGCUGAAAAAAUGUUUCUUCAUCCUUGGACAAAAAUGGAAGAAAAACCUGAUCGCAUACGAGAUGCCAUUGAGAUUCCAGUCACGCCUCUCCAGAGUUUGCACUGAUUUCCAAAAGAUUGCAGUAUGUCUAUAUCGAUGUAAAUUGCGGGUCUUGAUGAAAAAGGAAAACAAAUGGAGUUUUAAAAUGCAGCUAAUCAGGGAGUUAAAAGAGAGGUUAAUCCUUAUGGAUUAAUCAAAUUGCAUGUGUAAAGGGAGGGGAAGGAGGUGAGAGGUAAAGAGGGAUGGGAGAGGAGAGGAGAGGAGGGAAGGAGAUUGAAAUUGGGCUUGGCUGUUUUGAAGCAGAGAUUUCUGAGGAAACUUUGGGAGAAAUUGAUCUUCCGGCCUUCGUUUGUUUGCUGAGCAAAGAGUAGGGCCACUUGGUUCUUUCUCAGGUGAGGGUUUAGGAACUAUUGAGGGCUUCAGUUUGCUCCUUGGAAACAUCUCAGGGAAGGGAACUUGCUGUGGUGUAGUAGUUCAGACUAGGACCUGGAAGAGCAGGGUUCAAAUCCACACUCGGCCAAGAAGCUUGCUGGGUGUUCUUGGGCCAGUCAUUGCCUCUUAGCCUAACCUACCUCAAAGGGUUGUUGUAGGGAUUAAAUGAGUGGGGGGAAGGGAACCACGCACAUCACUUUGAGCUCCUUGGAGGAAAAAAGUGGGGUAUUUAUGCAAUAAAUCAUAAAUAAAUGAAUAACAUUUUAAAUUAGGGACGGGGAAUAUGUGGCCCUCUAGAUGUGGUUAGACUCCAGCUCCUAUCAGCCCCAGCCAGCAGUUCACCAAGGAUGAUGGGAGUUUCUGCUAAACAACAAAAACAUGUUGUUCUUAUUAUUUUAUUUAUACAUAUACCCAGUGCUUUUUUUCUUAAAAAAAUGUUUAGGGGUACAGUGGUACGUCGGGUUACAUACGCUUCAGGUUACAGACUCCGCUAACCCAGAAAUAUUACCUCAGGUUAAGAACUUUGCUUCAGGAUGAGAACAGAAAUCGUGCUCUGGCAUUGCGGCGGCAGCAGGAGGCCUCAUUAGCUAAAGUGGUGCUUCAGGUUAAGAACAGUUUCAGGUUAAGUACAGACCUCCAGAACGAAUUAAGUGCUUAACCUGAGGUACCACUGUACUCUCAUUUUCCUACUCGUAUUGAGAUACUGCCCCUCAAUGAGGCCAAACUUAGAUUCACAAAAUGUUUAGGGGUUUGUGUACCCCUGCGUCCUCCCAGAAAGAAAGCACUGCGUAUACCACCUUUUCCUCCAAAGAGCUUAAGGUGGUGUACAUAGAAUCACAGAAUUGUAGAUUUGGAAGAGACCCCAGGGGCCAUCUAGUCUGACCCCCUGCAAUGCAGGAAUCUCAGCUUAAGCAUUCAUGACAGACGGUUCUCCUCCUAUCCCUGUUUCUUCCUCACAACAACCCUGUGAGGUAGGUUAGGAUGAGAGAUGCUGACUGUCCCAAGGUCACACCCAGUGAGUGUCAAGCGGGAAUUUGAACCCCUGGUCUCCCAGGUCAUUGUCCAACACUAACCAACACAAGACACUGGCUGUCUAGAGGGGAGGCACAUGCUCUCUGUCCCUCUUUCAAAUACAUUGCAGAGAUUACUCUGCACAGAGAAAAUGAGUGCAUGGUAAAAAGUUUGCUUUUCCAAACAGGGUGCAAAGCAGUGUGCAAGUUUGAACUCAACAGAUGCCAGCAGCAUGGCUUCCUUCUUUGUGGUGGCAUGUUUGGCCAAGAAGGGAGUGCAGAACGAAGACGCCACCAUCAAGAGUAAUCGCCCAUCUCAAUUUGCAAUCGCCCUCUCCUGUUCCAUCCUGUCGGGAGCCUGUUUCCCCCCUUCCAGAUGGGAGCGGGCUCCCCUCGUUAAAAUUCUGAGCGCCCGCAUCUCCGUAUUAAAGCGGAUAUUAAGCCAUAAAGCGUAAUAUGUUAUGACACCAUAAAAGGCAGCGUAAUUGCUACGGAACCAUAAAAUGUAAUACAGUUGGCUCAGCGGCCAUUAUCUUCCCCUCCUCUUGCGGCUCUAAGUAUUUGAAAGUGUUAUCGAACAGCCUGGGCGAGGGCAAAGAGAGCAGCUCAAAAAGCCUCUUUGUUGCUGGAGUCUGCAAGCGGAGGAAUGACCUCAGAUGCCCUCUUCCUGCUCCUAGAGGAGUCGACUCCUUUUCUAUGCAGUAGGCAGGCAGCCCAACCGAAAGUGAACUGGAAAGUAGGGCGCUAGUACGCUCAGUUGGUUCGAGCGUGGUGCUGAGAACGCCAAGGUUUGCAAGUUCGAUCCCCCUACGGGACAGCUGUGUAUUUAUUUAUGCAUUGUAGGAGGUUGAACUUGUUAUAGAAAUU